CUCUGUCAUGGGUAUUUAGGUUGCUUCCAUGUCUUGGCUAUUGUGUAUAUAGCUGCAGUGAACAUUAGAGUACACGUAUCUUUAAACUACUUUUAUUUAGAAAUAAAAUAUUUUAAAGAAAGAACUGAGCUGCCUGUAAAAGCCAGGCUAUCAUAGCAGUGGAGGCCAGGUUCAUCUGCUUUUUAGCCUUGUCAUGUAGAAAAACAAAUUAUACUUUUGUGACACCUAAUAUCAUGUGUGCCUGAAACAUAUAAGCUGUGGGGUAUGAAGUGUCUCACCACUUGGAGGAACUCCCAGAGAGGAGCUCUCACUUGGGAUGAGAGCGGUAAAGCUUCUCUGCCUCAUGUGCUAGUCAUUGAAAUAUUUGCGGGCGUUGUGGGAAAGGACGAAUAUUUGGUUUUCAUAACUAAGGUAUUGGCAUCUGACCACAGAUCGGCUUGACAUAGUACAGUGGUGCGAGUGAGUCCAUAUGCCUCUGGGAUUCUGCCACUUCUUCAGAUGGUGAACCUCAGAGGUGCAGCAUCAUCGCUUAUCAUCUGACAGUUAAUAUACAAGAGAAAUGAAAAGAUGAAAAGGAAUAUGCAUUGAAGCAAAUUGAAGGCACAGGAAUAUCCAUGUCAGCUUGUAGAGAGAUUGCACUUUUGCGAGAAUUGAAGCAUCCUAAUGUGAUUGCACUGCAGAAGGUGUUCCUUUCUCAUAGUGACAGGAAGGUGUGGCUGCUGUUUGAUUAUGCAGAACAUGAUCUGUGGCAUAUUAUUAAAUUUCACCGUGCAUCAAAAGCAAAUAAAAAGCCCAUGCAGCUGCCGAGAUCUAUGGUUAAAUCAUUACUUUACCAGAUUCUUGAUGGUAUCCAUUACCUCCAUGCAAACUGGGUGCUUCACAGAGAUCUGAAACCAGCAAAUAUCCUAGUAAUGGGAGAAGGUCCUGAGAGGGGGAGAGUCAAAAUAGCUGACAUGGGUUUUGCCAGAUUAUUCAAUUCUCCUCUAAAGCCACUAGCAGAUUUGGAUCCAGUAGUUGUGACUUUUUGGUAUCGGGCUCCAGAACUUUUGCUUGGUGCAAGGCAUUAUACAAAGGCCAUUGAUAUAUGGGCAAUAGGUUGCAUAUUUGCUGAAUUGUUGACUUCAGAACCUAUUUUUCACUGUCGUCAGGAAGAUAUAAAAACAAGCAAUCCCUUUCAUCAUGAUCAACUAGAUCGGAUAUUUAGUGUCAUGGGGUUUCCUGCAGAUAAAGACUGGGAAGAUAUUAGAAAGAUGCCAGAAUACCCUACACUUCAAAAAGACUUUAGAAGAACAACAUACGCCAACAGUAGCCUCAUAAAGUACAUGGAGAAACACAAGGUCAAGCCUGACAGCAAAGUGUUCCUCUUGCUUCAGAAACUCCUCACUAUGGAUCCAACCAAGAGAAUUACCUCAGAGCAGGCUCUGCAGGAUCCCUAUUUUCAGGAGGACCCCUUGCCGACAUUAGAUGUGUUUGCUGGCUGCCAGAUUCCAUAUCCCAAACGAGAAUUCCUUAAUGAAGAUGAGCCUGAAGAGAAAGGUGACAAGAAUCAGCAACAGCAGCAGAACCAACAUCAGCAGCCCACAGCCCCUCCACAGCAGGCAGCAGCCCCCCCACAGGCACCCCCACAGCAGCAGAACAGCACCCAGACCAACGGGACGGCAGGAGGGGCUGGGGCCGGGGCCGGGGGUGCCGGGGCAGGGCUGCAGCACAGUCAGGACUCCGGCCUUAAUCAGGUGCCUCCAAACAAGAAACCGCGGCUAGGGCCUUCAGGCACAAACUCAGGCGGGCCUGUUAUGCCGUCAGAUUAUCAGCACUCCGGCUCUCGCCUGAAUUACCAAAGCAGCGUUCAGGGAUCCUCUCAAUCCCAGAGCACACUAGGCUAUUCCUCCUCGUCUCAGCAGAGCGCACAGUACCACCCGUCUCACCAGGCCCACCGCUACUGACCAGCCGCAGCCCAGAGCACAGACUCCAGCAAUAUGAUGUCUGCAUUGAAGAGAACCAAAAAUGCAACUCUGAUGCCGCUCAAAACUCAACCGCUUAGGAGGAAGACUGCAGACUGAGCAUUUGCAGGACUGACUAAUGUCUCUUCUUUAUUGACUCAAAGAAGAUUUUUGUGAAGUUUCCCCAGCACCCUGCCCCUGCAUGUGUUUCGUUGUGACUCCUCUGAGAAAGCAUCUGAUCUAAUCCCAGCACUUCUGUAACCUUCAGCAUUUUUUGGAAGGAUUUCCUGGUGCACCUUUCUCAUGCUGUAGCAAUCACUCUGAUUUAUCUUUUCAAAGCUCUUUUAAUAGGAUUUUAAUGUUUUAGAAACAGGACUCUAGUGGUGUAUAGUUUUAUACUUCAUGAACUGAUAUAGCAACACAGGUAAAUAUGCACCUUUUAAAGCACUACGUUGUUUCCACAGAAUAGAAAUCUUUUGCUCAUGGAAGUCUUAAAUGGGAACUGUUACUGUCCCAAAGAACUUUGCUAUGAUGUUUUAAUUUAUCUAGUUUCAGGGAAGGUCUAAUAAAAAGACAAGUGGUGGGACAGAAGGAACCUGCAACCAAAAACAGCCUAGAUCUUUGCUGUUGCUAUGCCGUGUGCUAUGAAGAACUACAGUAUGUGGUAAUUUUUGUAGAAACAUUUAUAUGGAACUUAGUUCCCAGAAUCAUCUUCUUCUGAAUAGUAUUCAGUAAUUAAGAAUUAUAAUUUUAACCUUCAUGUAGCUUAAGUCUACUUUAAAAAGAGUUUCAAGAGCUUUGAAGAAGUCCAGUCCUCUGGUGACCAACACCAGAAAACUGAAGAGAAUAUUAACUGCACUAGGAUUUCUUUAAGGAGUCAUGUUGAUCAAAGGAUGUAUUGCCUCCCUUUGAAGGAAAAGCUUUUCGUGUGUAUUGUACAUGAGGUUUGGCUUCUCUAAAAGAACUAUUGGUUUCUUCACAUCUGGGUCAGCUUGAGUAACUUUUUUUUUACAUAAUCAAGGGUACUCAAAUAGAAGCCUGCCAAUUAGUCUGCUUUUAAAAUAAAGAGCAGUGUUCUCCAAGUCGUAUUUGCAUUAGACAUAGAGUGACUAUUUUUAAAGCAUGUUAAAAAUUUAGUUUUGUUCAUGUUUAAAAUAUGUAUUAUGUAUGCAUAAUUUUGCAGUUGUUACUGAAACUUAAUUCUAUCAAGAAUCUUUUCAUUGCACUGAAUGCUUUCUUUUGCCCCUAGGAGAAACCUUAAUAAUUGUGCCUCAAAAACUACGGGCAGAUAGUAUACAACCGUAUUAGAAAAAGUGCAUAUUUGCAUUUCCAUGAUCUAUGAAUUAGAGGCUGAGUUCUUUCUUAGCCAACGUAAAGAAGCUCCUCAGAGUCACCAGGAAAUAAAUGUAAAGACUCAGAGCUCCCAUUAUAAUGUACGGGGCAAGAAAUAUGUUUUCUUCCGAAUGCUACUAGCAGCACCAGCCUUGUUUUAAAUGUUUUCUUGAGCUAGAAGAAAUAGCUGAUUGUUGUAUAUGCAAGUUAUAUGCAUUUUUUUACUCUUCUUUGUGAACUUAUCUACCUGGUUAUGAUACUCUGGGUCCAUAUACAAGUAAAAUAAGAUUUUAGAAGCCAGUAUACAUUUUGCACUAUUGAUGUGAUACUGUAGCCAGCAAGGACCUUUCUGAUCUCAGCAUAGUCAUGCUUAUUAAUAGCAAAGACUACAUAGUGAUACUCAUCAACACUGAAGAUGAAACAGUUGACAUGCUCCAUUGGAGGGAAAUUCUGAUGUCUCCAUGGUAAUUUAUACCCCUUCCAUGUUUAAAGAUGAGAAGUUGCUAGCCCUCUGCAUAAUGUAGCUACGGGCAUGAUGUUCUAUGCCGUACCCUGAAGCCCGACUGCCAUCAGAUGCUCUCUACACCCUCACCACCAUGCCCAACAUCGUGCUGGGUGGACGACACAAAGAGCAAGACAUACUUCCUGUCCCUGAAGAGUCUGUGAUUGAUUCCAUGACAGGAAGCUUUCCCGGGAUGACAGGCUUAAAUGAAACUAGCUUAGACUGUGAAGGUCUGUGUAUUUAGCUCUAAACCCACUUGGACAGAGUCAUUAUUUCAAAGUUUGCUCUAUACUGAACCAAGUAUCAUGGAGAGGUUUCUAUGUUUAUCUACCUUCAAGAAAGCCAGCACGUAAAUAUCACCAACAGGCAUGAAUAUAUAUUUGAGAAGUUCCCAGCAGCCUUUCGGCAAUAAUUGGGUGGCCCUUUUAGGCAGAACACACUCAACCAAGGGGUUGUAGGGAAUUACAAUGAAAAUAGAGCUCUGUUCCUGCCCACAGGGGGAGCUUACAUUUAGGAAAAGACAAACGCAAAUAUGUGCAUGAACCAAAACAUCAUCUUUAUAAACACCUGUGAGAUAAAUCCUUGUGAUAUGUGCUUAUAUGAUCACAGGACUACCCUGCUUUCCUUGUAUGCAGUGAAUUUUACUGGCAGAAUCGAUAUGGAAGCCAUAAGGGGGUUUUAUCAGUUGCAGUGUUGUCCACACAGGCUGCAGCCAGAAAUCCCUGUUACACACAUGGCUGGGUUUCUGGUCACUGAAAUGGUACUUUCCUCCUGUGUUCCUGCCUCAGUGUUGGUGAUGCCCACUAGUGCCCAUUACCCGUUGAAAUGAUUUUGGUUCAUCAUUUCCUUUUCCUUGUAAAGGGGAACUAAAGCCUUUAAUAGACUUAUGGGCCCUAAAACUGUGGAACCCCGAAGGAGAGCUGUGAAGCUUUUUGAGAUUAAAAUUUACCUUUUUGGUCUCCAAUUGACCACCUUCUUUUUAAAAAAUGUAUUUCACUGUCAUGUGCCCCGAGAAUGCAGGGUGGACAUCCAAACCAGGGGAGAUAAUGGAAAGGAAGGAAAGAAAGUGAAGGUUUCCUGUGCACCAUAUUACAAACCCGUUUUCCGACUGGCUUUCUGAUAAGGUGUGUUUGGGAAAAGGGAUUCUAGAGUUUCAGGAGAGCCGAGCUCAAGGGUAAGGUAGCUGGCGGCAGAGCUAAUACUAUGAGGCUAAAACAAUCCUUAUGCUGAAGUAGAUCCCGCAGUAACAUACGAAAACCAAGGACAUGUAUAUUUUUAUAUCUGUGUGGUUUUAAAACUUUAGUACUUAGACUUUUGGCCUUCUGCACUACUCUUUUGCUCUUGUAAACACAGUUUCUAUUGAAGAACAGGAAAGGAUGACAUUUACCUGUGUUCACUGCCUCGUUCCGGGUGAAGCAACCGCUAGUUGUAUGCCUCUAAAACGAUGAUGUUUUCUCUGCAAAAGAGGAAAGAAAAAAAAAAAAAAGAGUUGGACAGUAAGACUUGCAGCUUAAUCUGCUUUGAAUAAGUGUAUGUUACAAACUCUAUGGUGAAGGAAUAUUACAUACAUGAAAGUUACAAAUCCUAAACUCUGUGGUAUUAUCUUUCUAGGGAAUGGAGAAAGGCAGUGAAAAGGCAGCUGGACUAAAGGAGGCUUGAAGGAUUCAAGUAUAAAUAAUAUUUUAUAUAAGACAUAGCUGUUUAGGUUUCCUUAAUCUUUGAGAAUAGUCACAAAUAUCAUAAAGCAAAGUUCAUUGUUUUAGGAUUUUUUAAAAAUGUGUUGUACCUAAGGCCAUACUUAACUCUUCUAUGCUAUCACUGCAAAGGAGUGAUAUGUAUGUAUUAUAUGAAAAAAAAAAUCCUUAAUGCACUGUUAUCUCCUAAAUAUUUAGUAAAUUAAUACUAUUUAAUUUUUUUAAAGAUUUGUCUGUGUAGACACUAAAAGUAUUACACAAAAUCUGGACUGAAGAUGUCCUUUUUAACAACAAUUUAAAGUACUUUUUAUAUAUGUUAUGUAGUAUAUCCUUUCUACACUGCCUAGUUUGUAUUUCCCAUAAUUCCCGUGUGUGAAGUGUGCCUGUCCUUGUCUCUUUUUUCAGUCAUUUUCUGCACGCAUCCCUCUUCAUACGAUUAUAGACAUGACUGUAUGCUUUUCACACACUGCCGCGAGGUGUGUGCUCAGAGCUGGCUGCCCCCCAGCGAGGCCCACUCCCAGGGGUGUGGAAUGAGCUGCCGCUUUGAAGCCAAGCGUUUCCUGCUUUUGAGUUGUCCUGACAUCUUUCUUGAAAUGACUGUUAAAACAAAAAUAAAUUACAUUGCAUUUAUUUUA
Messenger RNA from Phacochoerus africanus (Common warthog), 6103 nucleotides. It is a transcript of the gene CDK19, whose product is annotated as cyclin dependent kinase 19. Gene Ontology annotation, cellular component: cytosol; mediator complex; nucleus. NCBI's taxonomy places the organism in Eukaryota, Metazoa, Chordata, Mammalia, Artiodactyla, Suidae. Gene Ontology annotation, molecular function: ATP binding; cyclin-dependent protein serine/threonine kinase activity; RNA polymerase II CTD heptapeptide repeat kinase activity. The coding region runs from base 615 to 1943 and encodes 442 amino acids. Gene Ontology annotation, biological process: protein phosphorylation. The transcript is spliced from 13 exons. The record is from RefSeq and is a predicted model, not a curated record.